Messenger RNA from Metarhizium acridum CQMa 102, 726 nucleotides. The record is from RefSeq and is a predicted model, not a curated record. NCBI's taxonomy places the organism in Eukaryota, Fungi, Ascomycota, Sordariomycetes, Hypocreales, Clavicipitaceae.
AUGGACACUGUCUCUCCUAAAAAGACGUGGAAGACUUUCGAGCGAUGCGUGACCAUCUAUGACGAUAAAGUCGUUAAAAGGGAGCUUUAUGAGGAAGAGCUCAUACGUCGCCCAGACGGCCGCGUCCUCCGACCCUUCUGGGCCAAGGAGAGAUUGCAAAACGAGGCUGCGACCCUUCAGUUUAUAUCUGAUAACACUUCUAUUCCGGUACCCAAGUGUCGACUCUACUCCAAGGACAACAUACUUCACCUUGAAACGCAAUUAAUCGAGGGAGUGUUACUCAAAGAUAUCGAGGAGGCGUCUCGACCAACCGCAAUAGCAACUGUACAUGAUCAGUUAACCCGUACCAUUAUACCGCAGCUUCAGGCGCUGCGUCGAAAUUAUAUUGGGAGCGUUGACUCUACCCUCCCGGUAUUCCCGCCGCAGCGGGUGUAUAUGCGUGAUAGACGACCAUGGGAGAGAGUAACGUCGGAUACUGAUUGCUUUGUAUUAUGCCACAAUGAUCCUGGCCCUCAAAAUAUAUUUAUUUGUCCGUCUAGUUUCCAGAUUACCGGGAUUAUAGACUGGGAGUUUUCGGGGUAUUUCCCUUCGUAUUUUGAGAUUCCUCUGUGGAAGACAUUGAACUGGACGGAGAAAGAGGAAGUUUAUGCCGAGGCAGAGUCUCGUGAAUUUGAGUUCUUUGGACUCAAGCGCGAGGAUUUAAAAGACUGCAUCCCACCUCCUUGA